GGCUGCAGACUUGUGCUGUCAUAAUUAACGUUGUUAUUAAAGGCAGUAUCACAGUGAUUAAAUUUAUCCCGGGGGUAUUUUUGCAGCACUCUGAGUAACUUUGGUUGUUAGCCAGUAUUUGGAGCAAAACAUUUUGAGUUAGAUUAAAACCUUUAUAAGAAUCAUUGGCUCAGGACAUCUGGUGCUUGCAUCACUCUUUGGGGGUGCUGGUCAGCAGUGGUUUAAAGCAGGGUCAGAAUUUUGGUGAGGCUGGGGAACGAGGACAGUUCUGGUGGGUGGCCCCCAGUAUUUCAGCAGGACAGGAGAUGGAAUUUCUUUACAUUUCCCUGCUUUAAGCAAGCUCAGCUUUCUGAACUGCUCAGCUUUGUUUUUUUGGUCCCCAACCACAAAUUUCAGAGGAAGUGGCAGGUUAAUAAUGUGAGAAUGUUGAGCUGGGGAAUGACUACUGUUGUGUGAGUAUCCAAAAAGGGAACUUAUUCCAAGAAUAGAAUGAGUGGUGGAUAUUUUGCUAUUUAAACAUCUUAAGCUUAACUCAGGGCUUUAUUUUACUAUCACUAAGAAUCUUUGCAUUGAAUCCCAUCCCUUGUGAGAGAAGGGUUUAUAGGAGAGAAGUGUAUUUUUAUCACUUUGUCUCAGGGCUUGGCUAACACGUCUUUGAUAAAUUAUUAGAAAAGCAUUGAACAAAAUACAGUGAGAACAUCUAAGCUCUUUCAGAGGCUGUACCCAAAUCCAUGCUGGUUUUUGAAGCCAGUCUGUAGUGCCUGACACAGUGCAAUAAAAUGAAUGCUGAUCAGUGUCUCUUUUUAGCUGAGCUUUUCCCUCCACUGUCAUUAUCUUCUUUCAUAACAAUAUCCAGCCUUGAUAGUGCUUAAACCAGACAAAAUCUCAGCCAUCCAAAUACAGGGCCUUCAUCUUCCUCCUUUUGAGCUCCAGUCUGGGUAAUGAACAUUCAGUGAUCAUAAGAGCAAGGCAUAAAUAAUCUCUCCCUCUUUUUAAACACGUGGGGUUGUAAACCACAGGUGGGAGCUCUGUUAGCAGGUUAAGAAAGGUAAAAGACUUAAGCAUUUGGUGGAUAAGUAAACAGUAAGUUCAAGCAUAAGCUUUUUAUCCUCCUCAGUCUCCACCUUCCCUCUGGAGGUAUUAGAUGGGAAAUAAUUACAGUGUUCUGAGGUCAGCCCUACCCCCGAGAAGCUUCCCCUCCCCUUGCCCUGGGGAACAGCUGCUGAACUUGGGUUGCUCUGUCUGGGCUGGGAGCUGCCAAGAGCCUGUCAGGCUCCACGGGCAUGGAUUGGGGCACUUUUGCAGUCACCUAGAAAAGGGGAUUGCACCCUGGGUGAGCAACCAGGCAGGUCCUCGUGGGUUUUGGUGGCUUGGUGACUCAUGAGAAGGCUUUGUGCCAGCCUGGGGACAGCACACACAGAGCCAGCAGAGAGGCUGCUGUGACAUUAUGGGAAUUGGGAGCUGCUUUAACAGGACAUCAGACCCCCUGUUCACUAUCACGGUCCUAGUGAGCCCUCGACAGAAUUUGACUCGCAUCACAUUAAAAGGGACUUUCCAGGGGGCUAAAGUGGUCCGUGGGCCUGACUGGGAGUGGGGUAACCAGGAUGGGGGUGAAGGUAAGACUGGCCGCGUGGUCGAUAUCCGGGGCUGGGAUGUGGAGACCGGCCGCAGCGUUGCCAGCGUCACCUGGGCAGAUGGAACCACCAACGUUUACAGGGUGGGCCACAAGGGAAAAGUGGACCUCAAAUGUACCGUGGAGGCUUCUGGGGGCUUCUACUACAAGGAGCAUCUCCCAAAAUUAGGGAAACCAGCCGAGCUGCAGAGGAAGGAGAGCACAGACAGGCAUCCCUUCCAGCACGGGGACAAGGUGAAGUGCCUGCUGGACAUCGACAUCCUGCGCGAGAUGCAGGAGGGCCACGGAGGCUGGAAUCCCAAAAUGGCCGAGUUCAUUGGCCAGACAGGGACCGUGCACAGGAUCACAGACAGAGGGGACGUGAGGGUCCAGUUCAACAGUGAGACCCGCUGGACUUUCCAUCCUGGAGCCCUGACCAAGCUCAACACCUUUUGGGUUGGUGAUGUGGUCCGGGUGAUAGAUGAUAUGGAAACAGUGAAGCGGUUCCAACCUGGUCAUGGGGAGUGGACAGAUGAGAUGGCACCUACCCUGGGGCACAUUGGGAAGGUGAUCAAGGUCUAUGGGGAUGGAGAUCUGCGAGUGUCAGUGGGGGGACAGUCCUGGACCUUCAACCCUGCCUGCCUGACAGCCUACCAGAGGGAGGAGGAGGCCAACCUGAUGACCACAGAGAGUGCCAAGGAAUCCAAAAGUACUUUGGUGACUGUCCUGGAGAAGCUACUGUCCCAGAGGACGGAGUCGGAGCACGCAGGGUGCCUGGUCAUUUGUGCAGCCCUCAACAACGCAGCCAAAGUCCGGGAGCUCCUCCAGAAAUACCCAGACAAGGUCGAUGCCAAGAACCAGGGCAGGACUGCCCUGCAAAUUGCCUCUUACCAGGGGCACCUGGAGGUGGUGAAGACCCUGCUGCAGGCGCACGCCAACGUCAACCUGCGGGACGACGAGGGGGACACGGCGCUGCACUACGCAGCCUUUGGAAACCAAGCUGAGGUUGCCCGUGUGCUCCUGGCUAAAGGAGCCAGUGCAGACCUGCUGAACCAUGCCAAGUGCACAGCCCUGUACGUCGCUGUCAGCCAGGGAUUCACCGAGGUGGUGAGGGCCCUCUGUGAGCUCAACUGUGAUGUCAACCUCCCAGAUUCCCAGGGAGACACCCCCCUGCAUUAUGCUAUCACUCUGGACUACAAAGUCGUGAUUGAGAUUCUCACUGAAGUUCCCAACAUAGAUUUCACUGUCCAGAACUGUCAAGGCUUCAACCUGCUCCACUAUUCUGCUCUGAAAGGCAACAAGCUGGCCAUAAAGAAGAUUCUGGCCAGGGCUCGGCAGCUGGUGGACUCCAAAAAGGAAGAUGGAUUCACUGCCCUGCACCUCGCUGCUCUCAAUAACCACAUGGAAGUGGCUGAAAUUCUCAUCAAAGAGGGUCGCUGCGACGUCAACCUGAAGAACAACAGGAACCAGAGCCCGCUGCACCUGGCUGUGAUCCAGGGCCACGUGGGGAUGGUGCAGCUGCUGGUGAGCCAGGGCAGCGACGUCAAUGCUGAGGAUGAGGACGGGGACACGGCCAUGCACAUCGCCCUGGAGCGCCAGCAGCUCAUGGCCCUCGCCAUGGAGAAGCGGGAGGGGGACAUGGGGGCCUCCCUCCUUUCCAAGCUGCAGGCUUCUGGUUUCUUGGGAAAUGUGGAGCUGAAUGUUGGGACUGCCAUUGCCUGCUACUUAGCACAAGAAGGAGCAGACAUUAAUUAUGCAAAUCAUCGGGGAAAGUCUCCUUUGGACCUCAUUACAGAUGGAAGGAUCAUCCAGAUUGUCAAAGACUUCUCACAGAAAUUCAGGGAACAGCAGGUUUCUUCAGAGAGCUCAACCAUCACCUGCAGCCUUCGCCGUGUGCACACCACGCCCAACACCAUGACCAACCUCAGUGUCUCCAGCGUGGCAGUGCCCACAGAGUGCCUGGUCUGCUCAGAGCUGGCCUUGCUCAUCCAUUUCUUCCCAUGCCAGCACAGUAUUGUGUGUGAAGAAUGCUCCAGGAGGAUGAAGAAGUGCAUCAAAUGUCAAGUGACAAUAACCAAAAAACUGAAACAAGACAGCACAGAGGUGGAGUGCAGCCCCAGCUCCGAGUCCACGGAGCAGAGGAAGCUGAUGGAGGAGCUGCAGAGCCGCUACCGGCAGAUGGAGGAGAGGAUCACCUGCCCCAUCUGCAUCGACGACCAGAUCAAGCUGGUGUUCCAGUGUGGCCACGGCUCGUGCCCAGACUGCAGCUCUGCCCUCACCGUGUGCCCCAUCUGCCGCCAGGCCAUCCGGGAGAGGAUCCAGAUCUUUGUCUGAGGAGGCUUCGCUCCCCCCGGCCCCACGUCCUCCUCUGCUUCCCUUCUGUCACGCUCUGAGGGGUUUGGCUCCCUGGAAAAAAGAGAGGGAAGCACAGAAGGGAUGUGCUGGGGGGAGGAGGAGGAGGAGGAGGAGGCCCUUCUGCCGUGGUGU
Molecule: messenger RNA, 4099 nt
Organism: Corvus hawaiiensis (hawaiian crow)
Lineage: Eukaryota; Metazoa; Chordata; Aves; Passeriformes; Corvidae
Gene: MIB2
Product: MIB E3 ubiquitin protein ligase 2
Exons: 17
Coding region: 1448-3946 (832 amino acids)
Biological process (GO): protein ubiquitination
Cellular component (GO): cytoplasm
Molecular function (GO): protein binding; zinc ion binding; ubiquitin-protein transferase activity
Source: RefSeq, a predicted model, not a curated record